Messenger RNA from Lotus japonicus, 1717 nucleotides. Its product is annotated as cyclin-A3-4-like. Gene Ontology annotation, biological process: regulation of cyclin-dependent protein serine/threonine kinase activity; mitotic cell cycle phase transition. Bases 152 to 1201 code for a protein of 349 amino acids. Gene Ontology annotation, molecular function: cyclin-dependent protein serine/threonine kinase regulator activity. The record is from RefSeq and is a predicted model, not a curated record. NCBI's taxonomy places the organism in Eukaryota, Viridiplantae, Streptophyta, Magnoliopsida, Fabales, Fabaceae. The transcript is spliced from 7 exons. Gene Ontology annotation, cellular component: nucleus; cytoplasm; cyclin-dependent protein kinase holoenzyme complex.
AAUUUCAAAUAAUCGCGCUUUUCAUUUUUUAAACACUUCUUCACCAUCCCUUCAAAAUCAAAUCUUCUCCAUCUCCAUCUUCACCUUCACCUUCACACACUGUUUCUUCUGUCUGAGAGGAAACAGAGUGUGACGACCACCGCAACCGGAGAUGGAGACUCGUGUCGCCGCUAAGAGAAAGUCCAUCAACCAAUCCCAAAACCAAUCCUUCAAAAAGAAACGAAUCGUGUUGGGUGAGCUUCACAAUUCAUCACCCAAUCUCAACAUCCCUCAAACUUUGAAGAAUCCCAAGCCCAACAAAACAACAGCAACAACGAACAAGAUAGCUAGCAAUGCCGUUGACACAGAUUCAAGCACCGAUGGCAAGCUCGAGUUUCGUUUUGAUUCCGACAUCUUCAGAUAUCUUCACGCAAUGGAGAUGGAGAAAAAGCGAAGACCGGUGAUUAAUUACAUGGAGAAAGUUCAGAUGGAUAUUACUCCUCACAUGAGGGGAAUUUUGGUGGAUUGGUUAGUAGAGGUUGCUGAGGAGUAUAGGCUUCUCUCUGACACUCUUCAUCUUGCUGUUUCCUACAUUGAUAGGUUCCUAUCUGUUAAUAUCGUCAACAAGCCCUCGCUUCAAUUGCUCGGUGUUUCAGCUGUGCUCAUCGCAUCGAAGUAUGAAGAAAUUAACCCGUGCCAUGUCGAAAAGUUGUGCUUCAUCACUGAUAACACAUACAACAAUGAAGAGGUUUUAAAGAUGGAAGCUGACAUUCUCAAGUCCCUAGAUUUUGAAAUGGGCAAUCCUACUGUUAAGACUUUUCUAAGGAGGUUUACUGGGAUUGGUUGCCAGGAUAAAAAGUUUGAGUAUCUGACUUACUAUCUUGCUGAGCUAAGUUUGUUGGAGUAUGAUUGUUUAAUGUUCUUGCCUUCUUUGGUGGCUGCAUCUACAAUGUUUCUAGCUAGUUUUAUCAUUUGGCCUGAGAAUCAUCCCUGGGCAUUUAUGAAGUUUUUUGCCUUUGGAAGACACCAGCCCUGCAAGAACGCACUGGGUAUACAUCACUUGAGCUACAAGAAUGUGUUCUUGUUUUACAUGAUUUAUACAUGGCAAGAAGUGGAGGGUCUUUCCAAGCUACUAGGGACAAAUACAAGCAACAUAAGUUUAAAUGUGUGUCAAACUUGCCUGCGCCUCCGCAUUUACCAAGUCAUCUCUUUGAAGAAGUGAUGUAGCUGGAUGAAACCUGUACUGAAUUGGUCCACCAUUUUGAUGGAGCUGGCUAUUUUUUGAACAAGAAGCAUGCUAUACGGUGACUUUGCUAUGAGGUCAUUUCAAUGCUGAAUUUCAAUUUUGUGAAGGUUAUAUUGUACAUGGCAGUCAACUUAUUUAGAUAUAAGUUAUGGUGAAGACACUCUAUAAUUUGUUCAGCUAGGUAUUGAAAUUGUAGUAGCAUUUACUUAAAGGAGCGGGAACCUUUCACUUCAAAAAUAAAUAAUAUGGUGCACUUUUGUAAUAGAGGAUAUAACUAAAAGGACCUUCAAUGCUGUGAUUUUCAGCCUGCACUACACAGUUGGUGUGAUAUCUAAUUGCCAGAUGCUUCUGUGAUGAUAAUCCCAGUUUACAAUUUAACUUAUUGUAAAUUAAGUCUUCAAUUUUACAUUCAGAUUUUCUCCAUUGGGUCCCAAAUUAUCCUUAUUAUUCUCUUUAUCCUAUCCAUAAUAACAUAUUCUAUGUAGCACUUUC